AAAAAAAAAACAACUUUAGUUUUAAGUUGCAAUUUGUUGGGAAUUGAAGAUCCUAUGAAACGACAAGUGACGUUUUGGUGAAGGAAAAUUUAAGGCACGAUAGUUCUUAAAGAUGCGUUGCCACGUUCUUUGGAGUAUUUUUAGGAUACCUCUUUAGUCCCUUGGCUCAUUAUAAUGCUUUGUUUUUUCUUAUAUCUACGCCUAAUGAUGUAGUUCAUUAAAUUUCUCACACUCGAUCUUAUGACCCGAAUAUUGAAUCUAAUUAGCUAAUUAACCAGUAAGUUAGUAAACAAAAAUAGUAGGUGAUAAAGCAAUUAUAAUUUCAUACACUUGAUAUAGUUUUUUGAUGAUUGAUUGAAAUUUGAUUUUUGAUCUUAUGACCCCACUGAGCUAGUCAUCUCUUGAGGCAAACGGGAAACACGAAACUGACUUCAAACGGGUCCCGUUCAAAAUUAUCAUCAUCGAAUCUUUUUAGGAAAUCCAAUUGUUUUCUAGUUUAAUAGGUUUACUGUUGAUUUUGAUACCGAACUAUACUUUAACAAUAUUCUAUGAUUUAAAACUAUAUUAAAGUAAACUCAUACAUAUUCAAAAUAAUCUAGAAAUUCGUGCAAAAGAUAUGCCAAGUACAAAAGCGACCCCACGUUUACCUAUAACCGGAUCGUUUGAACACAUUGUAAAGUGUAAUUUUAUUCAGAUCAUUGAUGAAGGCAGUUCACUCAUUUUAUGUUCUGAAACACCUCGUUACACAUCUCCGAGCGAAGUAACGAGUCCUGAAGCCAUUCUCUUUACUGAUAACGCGAUCACAUGAGGAACAGUCGUCACCGCAAAACACCAACAAUUUGGAACUAAAAUAGUCCUUAUGACGUUAGAAUAGAGCUGAUUAUUACAUUUUGUUUUAGGUGCUAUUGUGUGGUGGGUUGUAGGGUAUAUAAUGACAGGAGGAUAUUGGAUCUAGGGGGGCCUCCCGAAAGAUAUCGAUCGAGGUCCCUAACGCACUGCGCAGGGUCCGUACAGCCUCCCUUUAAGGGGAAGGUUGACUCUACAAUUAUAUUUAUAUUUCGGACUAUUGUUUUGCGAAUCAGUUGAUUGAUAAAAGCAGUAUUGUUCUUUUUUAGAUAUUUAAAAAAAAAAUAACAAAAUGGAUAGAGUAGUAAUGGUUGAGUAUAUAAUGCACUGCUAGGAGUAUUUUUUUUCAAAAUUUACUUGCGCUAUACCAUUCUUUUCAAGGGAGAAUAAAAGUUGUAAUUAUUGGAUAGUAAAUACUUUCAGUACCAUUUUAAUUUUUUGUCUGUUUUCUUAAUUAUGUACAGCAUAAUAAAAGAUCAUACACCAAUUACGCAUUUUGGCAAUAUACAAAGCAGUUCUAAGGAUUUGCAAUUCAAAUCAUCAUUUCAGGAAGACAUACAAAAAACAUAACGACACGACAUUUCUUCUAAAUCAUUUAACUCUUGUAUAAUGAGGAAGUAAAAAUUGUAUAUUUAAGCAAAGGUCCUAUUAUUCAUUAUUACUAGCUGUGCUUCGCAGCUUAACCUGAGUUGUGUCUUGUCUAGUUUUGCUAAGCCAAACAGGGAGACAAUUGUUUAAAAAAAUACUCUAUAACCGACUCCAAAAGGUGGAGGGUAUCAAUUCAUCCCCUAUGUGUUUAAGACCUUUGUAAAUAGUGCCGAAAUUUAGCUUAGCAAGCAUUUUUAUUAUUUAAUUAAAUCCAUGUUUAUCUGUAUGUCUUAUGAUUAAUCUAAAUCUGUUUAUUACUUUUUGCGUAAACUUAUGAAAACAUAUUAUAAUAAUUAUCUUCGGGCGGAUUCAUAGUGAUUAUAAAUAAUAACUGUUUUCUCCCGGGCUUUUAAAGGAUAUUCCGGCUAGUUUAAAAAAGGUGCGAAUACUUUGAAUUGAUUACUCGACGAUGAUGUCUGAAACUAGUCGGACUAUCUCGUUAAACCCUUAUUACAUAACUUAUUACAACAAACAUACAAAUAAACUUUCAUUUUUCCCUUAUUUUCCUUUUUUUAAUGAAGGGUAUCAGGAUAAGGUUGCCCUUAACUGUCGUUCUCAGUUGAAUCUGAGCGCUCUUGCAGAGUGAAGUUGUCGCACCAACAAAGUACGUAUAGCGAAUCUAUUAAAAUGUUAUAUUCGAAGGCCCGUGCAUUCAUUCAGUGACGUGGGACGACCCGACCGUUUUAAUUGGAGUGUCAACGGAUAAUGGCAAGGAUGGAGCUUCCAGUGCUAGACAAGUUCUGUUUCAUCUUCGACCUGAGGACAGGAUGUAUCGUCAUGGGAAUUAUCAAUUCAAUCCUGACAUUCAUCCUCUCGGUUCUCCUGAUAACCUUCGCGGUGAACAUCCGCGACCCGACGGAGGCGCAGAUGAAGCGCGAUGACAUCGACUCGGGGAUGUCCUCCGUGGUGUACACCAUCGUGGUGCUGCUGGCUGUGCUGCUGCUCGUCAAGUUCCUGCUCGACCUGGUCUUCGUGUACGCCGUGUAUAAGGAGAAAUGUGGCAUCAUGAAGAAAUACUGCAUCUUCUGGAUCAUAUUCCUGGUGCUCUUCAUCAUCGGCUUCCUGAAGACCCUGUUCCACAUGGAUGCUGGGCAUGUCAUCGCGCAAAUACUCUUCUUGGGUAAGUUUGAUUUAAGCUUGCACUUCUUUCUUCUUCUGCCUUUAGUUCGAACAAAAACUAAAAGAAAAAUAAUUAUCCUAACGGACGUAUGACACGUCAUUAGAUUAGUGACUAUUUAAAUUGUUAUUUGGUGGUCUCCAUUUAAAUAGACGACACACAAAAGGGCACAUAUACUAAGAUUAGAUUUCAACUGAUGUUGUACUGUCGAGAGCCGUUUUAAAUUUGACUGCAAAAUUAAUUGAUUAGCUUUCCAAGAACCGAUAUGACUCAUUCAAUUUAUUUCAAACUUCGUUUUCUUCGUUUUAUUCGUUUGGAAGAUAAAUAAUAAAAUCAGAGAUUAUUAUAAUGAUGACGUGAAGGAAAUAUGUCAAUGAGCAAUAAAUCGUCACGUUUUAAUUUAGUUACAUUACUUUAAAAGGCGUUUAUAAGUU
This is a messenger RNA of Trichoplusia ni (cabbage looper), 3045 nucleotides long. RefSeq lists its product as uncharacterized. Bases 2200 to 2706 code for a protein of 168 amino acids. The transcript is spliced from 4 exons. The record is from RefSeq and is a predicted model, not a curated record. NCBI's taxonomy places the organism in Eukaryota, Metazoa, Arthropoda, Insecta, Lepidoptera, Noctuidae.